Molecule: messenger RNA, 3066 nt
Organism: Naegleria gruberi
Lineage: Eukaryota; Heterolobosea; Eutetramitea; Acrasida; Naegleriidae
Exons: 5
Coding region: 1-3066 (1021 amino acids)
Biological process (GO): microtubule polymerization
Molecular function (GO): tubulin binding
Source: RefSeq, a predicted model, not a curated record
AUGAAUCUAACUAAGGAAACUAAAAAACUAGUUUGGAAACAACAAAUAGAAGCUAGGGGAAGUACUUGGAAAGUAAAGUGUGUUUCACUUUCGGAAAAUGACUUAUUAGUACUUGGUUCUGACACUGAUGAACAGAGCUCACAUUUAUUUAUUUGUGAUUUGAAAAGUUUGGAGUGGUCAACAGCCCCUCUCUUCGGGGAUGGUCCUAGCAAUUCUGAUUUUCAUUUCCCAAUAAUAUCUGAGGAAAAUGAAGGCUUGUUUGUUUUUUGGAUCAUGAGAGAAAAGGGAUUACCUGCACUUCUUGUUGCUGAUUAUGAAAAUGAAGGACUGACUCUUUCCAAAGGAGAACAAGUAUUGUUAUUUGAUAGUGAUACAAUGGAUGACGAUAUGAUAUUGUGCAUGAACAGGAAGGAUAGGGUAAUAGUGGCACCAAAAACACUGUUUGCAGUAGAAGAAGAAAAUUCAUUUUUUGAAUUUUUUGAAAGAUCAGAAAUAGUAAUUAGUUUUUUAAACUUUGCAAAUGGAAUGCAAUGGUCAAGGAUUCUAGUUGACAAUGACCAGGCACCAAGGGCUAGAAGAGAUUUCACCUGUACCAAGAUAGAUCAAAAGAUUUACUUUUUUGGAGGAAUUUCAGAUAGUGGAAUCAUUCACAAUGAUAUGUACAUAUUAGAUUUGAUUGAUUUGAAGUGGUCUAAAUGUACCUUUAAAUCUGAAGAUGAUAAGCCAACAGCUAGAUAUGGUCAUUCUGCAACUGUUCUAGAUAGCGAAUAUAUUCUGAUAUUUGGAGGAAGUGGAUAUGAAACAAAAUUUAAUGACCUGUAUCUAUUUAAUAUUUUUAGUAAGGAAUGGAGUUUGUUGGAAAUUGAUGAAUGCCCCUUAGCGAGAAGUCAUCACUCUUUUGUGAGAUUGAAUGAAUUUAUUGUUUUAUUUGGAGGAGAGGGUGAAGAAUCAAUACUGAAUGACCUAUUCAUUUUGGAUAUUGAGGAGAGUAGAUGGGAGAAAAUAGAAAACGAUUUUAAUCCAUCCCCCAGAUUUAAGCAUUUUUGUGGUUUGUUUUCUUCACAGGACUCUCUUGUAUUUUUUGGAGGAGAGAAUGGUUCAGAAAAUUUAUUCGAUAUCUACACACUGCAUGCAGAAGAUGAUAAUGAAGUGGAAUUGAUUUAUUCUUCACCUAAAUUGGAAAUAGAAGACGAGUUUCGUCUCGAAAUAAGUUCUGAAGAAAAUGACUCAACACAAGUAGAAAACGAUGUUAAUUGGUCAACUAACCAACCAGAGGAAUACGAAUUGAAUAGUUACGCAUUUAUUGAAGAAUCUGCUGAAGAAGAAGACAGAAUGGACGAAAUUGUAUUUGAGGAAAAUUCAUCAACAACAUCCGUUGUGGAGCAACCACAACAGUAUGAUCAAAUGACACAAACCUCUGUUGAUAGAGAAGAAGAAAUUUUUGACUUUUCACACGACUUUCAAACUCACAAUGAAGGUAAUGACCUGGUUAUUGAAUUUGAUACUCAUGAAUUUGUCGUUGAGGACGAAUGCUUUCUUGAACCCACUAGCUCUCAAUUGACUGAGGAAAAGGAUAUGUUGGAAGUAAUAUUUAGAAGCAUAUCUCUUGGAAACCCUACUAUUUCACUAUUUACAUUGCUAAAAAUAUGUAGAAACUGCAGAAUAACAGAAAAUUGGCUGUGUUAUGAUUCAAUCCUUGAAACCGUCUCAAAUAUCUUACAAAAGACUUUAAAUGGAGAGGAACAAAUUGAUUGCUUGGAAUUCAGGAAAAUAACAGCAGAGCUCUCGCAAAAGAGAAGUAAGAAACUCCAAGACACAACAUUCAGCCACAUGCAACUAAUUGAAACUCUGUUAAAGCCUUACUACAAAACAGUUAGUAAUCCAGAUGAUAUGUUAAUAGAGAUUUUGUCUCCAACAAUUCUCAACUUAUUCACUUCUAAAAAAGAGCAGCUUCAAGAGUUGUUUUCUGUGUAUUCAUGUCUUAAUUCAAAUUCUCAUUUUCCAGAUACAAAGGAAGUUAUGAAAUCAAAUAGUACAAUAUCUCUAGCAGAAUUUCUUUCUUUUGCAGAAACAUUUGACAUUACUCCCCACAAAAUAUCAAGAGUCCCCCUUCAAAAAACAAUAUUCUAUAAUAGUCUACCUCCUGAAGGAAGUGAAUCAUUCAAAGAGAGCAAAUCAAAAGGUUUAAACUAUCCUCAGUUUCUAGAGUCGUUAUGCAGGUUAGCAAUACAUAUUUACUCUCAACAUCCUUUCUCUAACCUAGUCAAGACGAGUAAAGAUAAAGUAGAUAUCUUUUUUAAACAUAUGGGAUUUAAGGACAUCUCAAAGUUCAAAGAGUUUUUAAAAAAAGCUGGUAUUGGUGGUAUUUCAUUUAGCCCUAGCAAGAAAAUAGCAACCAAAAUUGCAAAACCUUCCAAUUUAACAAACAGUGGAGGAUCCACAAAACAAAAACCUGACCAAAUUAUGGAAACCAAACAAAUUAUUACCGAUGAAAUAAGAAGACAAUAUGUCGAAAUGAUCCAAAACAAAUAUCUUCUCAAAGAAGAGCUAGAGAAUGUUUUUAUGUAUUACUGCUCUUUCGGAAAUAGGAUGAAUCUAGAUUUAAUGAGCUCCUCCAAGUUCAAAAUGUUCAUUAGAGAUACUAAUAUAUAUAACUAUGGUUUCAAGCAAGAGGAAGCAGAUUUAAUUUUCGUAAAAAUAUUAUCAAGUACAAAGAAGAAAUCUAACUUAUCCCAAAAGUUGACAUUUCCUCAAUUUGUAGACUGUGUAAAAGAGAUUGCCUCAAAACUUCGUAAGGAUAUAACUCCCUCUAAAGCAUUUGCACAAUUUUUACUUAUUGAUGUUUUACCAAAGGUCCAUAGGUUAGAGAAUCAAAAAUAUUUAGGCAAUGAUGAAAAGUUAAACGUUUUACUUGACAAGUUUAGAAACAAUCUGCAAAAGGCAGUUCCUCCUUUUGUUGGAAGGGAAACGGAACAGUCAAAGGUUGAAAAUGGAGGAAAUAUUGUCCCAAGUAGCAUUCAGUUCCUGUUUUUCAUGACUGCUUUUAGUGUUCCAACUCUGAGAUGA